Syzygium oleosum is the source of this 1233-nucleotide messenger RNA. RefSeq names its product transcription factor WER-like. Bases 148 to 1017 code for a protein of 289 amino acids. The record is from RefSeq and is a predicted model, not a curated record. The transcript is spliced from 4 exons. Lineage: Eukaryota; Viridiplantae; Streptophyta; Magnoliopsida; Myrtales; Myrtaceae.
AACCCAGUUGGCAGUUGGAUCUUCCCAUGUAAGUUGGAAAAAAUGGUUUCCUUUCUGUAGAAAAGUUGCCACAAAACAAAGACACGAGCUUUCACAAACUCUCACAAAAACAGAGAGAGAGAGAGAGAGAGAGAGAGAGUUGUAGCGAUGGGAAGGAGUCCAUGCUGCUCAAAAGACGAAGGGUUGAACAGAGGGGCUUGGACUGUUCAUGAAGACAAGAUACUCACAGACUACAUCGGACUUCACGGAGAGGGGAAGUGGAGGAGCAUUCCCAAAAAAGCAGGUCUCAAGAGAUGUGGGAAAAGUUGCAGGCUGAGGUGGUUGAAUUACCUGAGGCCUGACAUCAAGAGAGGAAACAUCACCGGCGAUGAAGAAGACCUCAUCAUUAGGCUUCACAAACUCUUGGGCAACAGAUGGUCUCUCAUUGCGGGAAGACUUCCAGGGCGAACAGACAAUGAAAUCAAAAACUACUGGAACUCCAAUUUAGCCAAGAGGGAACAAGGAGGGAAGAAGCCAAGCCCCUCCACAACUGAGAUCAACCCGAUAGCCACCUCCACAACAAUGCGGGACGAGGCUCAGAACCUGGUGCUAGUCAGAGAGUCCACGCUCCACCAUGGCGAACCGCCGGCGGCAAAUGGCGAGACGGCGAAGAGCAGGCAAUCGUCGGAAUACGAAUUGAACGACGUCUCAUCACCGGCUUCCAUGUGUAGGGAAGAGCCCAACUUGGAGCAGCUCAUGGUGGACUGCACUGUCGGGGAGUUGGACCUCGUGGAGAUUCUUGAUGGUUCUGACUUUAGGCUCGAUGAGUUUGAAAAUACUUCUCAAGUGAUAAACACAGCUAAUAGUGAGGGAAUGAGCAAGGACAACGAUGUUGGAGGUGCUUCUCCUGGACAGGCACAUAAUUGGUGGAGUGAAGGAUUGGUGAUGGAUAAUUGGGUCUCCGAACUCGCCGAUAUGAGCUCGGGUUUGGGACCUUUCGCUUCGAUCCUACACGGUGCUGAAGAUUGGAUCCUAUAGAUUAAACGCUGCUUUUUGUGAGAAUAAUUUUUUAAGUUUCUGCAAAAGGGAGUCUCUCAAAGUGUGCAUCGAUUCAAUGUAGUAUAUGUAGCAUUAAUCGUUGAAAUAAUCUUGAGCUGUUGUCUAGUGUGGAGUGAUCGCUUAGGUCAUGUGGACGGUGAUGUUCUUGAUUAUGUCCACAUAUAAGAUUUGCUAUAUUCAGCAUGCAUCUGUAAA